GGACAGAUGCCUUCAUUCAGUUUUUAUUUCUCGCGCGCACAGAACGCGUAGCUGCAGAUACGGUCCAAGUUCGAACGGCGGCGGCGCGCGCUAAAGUCACAAAUUAAAUGAUUGCAAACCGCAACGUGCUGGCACAAGUGUCAAAGAAACUGAAAUCGUUCAAACAAUAAGCGAGCAUCAAAGAGCGCGCGCGCGUCGGGAAAACCGCACACGUCAAAGCACAAAAGAAUACGAAAUCAAAGAGAUAAUCGCGCGGCGCGACAACUACAACUAAAAAAUACACAACAAACAAAAAAAAAAUCCACACACAAAAGAAUCGCUUCUUUCAUUUGCACUUUACGCAGGCGUUUCGAGGGGUGUAAUAAUACGAAUACAAACAAUAACAGCAACAACAUGAAUCGGAUUCUCUUCUUUGGAAUGUGUGUGGCUUUGGUGGCGGGAUGUUACUGUGCUUCCCUUAAGAAACAAAACAAUACAGCCAGCCAUCGAAAAUACUGCACGGACGAGAAGGACAUCGAAUUUAAAUUGCCAGUGGGGGAGCAGGCGCCCAGCGCCAAGGGCACAUGCAUGUUGGUUAAAUGCGAAGAUGUAGUUAAUGGUGAAUCCAUUUAUACAGCGAUAGGCUGCGGAGUUUUUGUACCAACAGAAGGCUGCAAUGCAACAAAUUACGACUACAGCAAGCGGUACCCCCAUUGCUGCCCAGGUGAAGAAUGCUAAAUGAAAUUAGUUCAUCGAUGGUAAUAAUAAUAAGUACCUAAUCAUUUUUUGUUUUCUAAAAAUCUUAAUGGAGUAUUAAUAAGUGUAGUACGCAUUUUCUCUCUAGAUACACGCACACAUAUUAUUUAUAUUAACAAAGUAAUACGUUUAUUAUAACUAUUUUAUUAUUAUUAUUAAUCUAAGUUUAUACAAACUUUAAAUCGUUAUGGCUAUUCAUUGUAUGAUGACAUGGUUACACUUGUAGUUGUACUUACAAUAUAACCAAUACUCAAUUGUUAUAGAGAAUUGAAAAAUGUAAACGAAAAAAAACAAAAUAUUAUCCAAUAUUAAAUACGUAUAUAAUAAUUAUAUUAAUGUUGUAAUUAAUUUAAUAAUUUCCUGAAUACAAUCACUUAUCAAUACGAGUGCUUGUAGUUUCUGGUUUAAAAUAAUUAAUCAUUGCUUUUAAUUAAUUUUAUAAUUAAAAAAAAAGACAUUUAUCGUUUGUGUAUUAUCAGAGAACUCAAUAAUACUGGUAAUAAAAUUUCCAACACAACAGAUUCGAUAAACAAUAAAUAAUGAAACUGUUUUCAAUUAAAUUAACUGUGAAAAUGAAGUCAAAGUGAAGUUUGCAUAAAACGCAAAUAAUGUUUAAAAUUCAUCUUACCAACCGCAUUUUCGAAGUCGGUGAGCUUGAUUUAAAUUCCAGCCACGUAUAAAAGACCAAUUUACGGUAUUUUAUAUUAACGCACGAUUAAUAGUAAUUUCGCGUAAUUUGUGUGGGAGUAAUUAAUAGGGACUGAAAUUACGCAGCCACUGAUCAGCAUACACAAGUAGCAGAGAUAAUGAAACUAGCUUUUAUCCUUUUAGUAGUAACUAUCACCAUAGUAGUCAAUGCUGCUAAGGAAGAAAUGGGAGUUAUUGAGUUCUGAGUUUACUAAAUGGAUUAACGUGGCUCACAGUUAUAAAUAAGCAAUACCUUGUGAUUUACCGUCAGUCUGGUAUAAACUAUCCCUGACAAACAUGAUGAAAGCAGCGUUAUUCCUUCUUGCUGUUGCAAUUGUCACAAUUGCACAUGCUCAGGAAGAGACAUGUGUGGUUGACGGAGUGACAAUCAAGAAAGGCGAAUGGAAAGCAGCACCAAUUGGCAAAUGCAUGAAAAUGACAUGCGACGGAAAAGAUAAAAUCAGCGCACUCGGAUGCGGAGUCCAGCCUCCUGCGAAAAAUUGCAAAUGGUCCGAAAUUGAUAAGAAGAAACCUUAUCCGGACUGCUGCCCGGUUCAAGUGUGUUCCUAAGUAUAAAUUUCAACAACAAAAAUAAAAAUGUUCGCAAUGUGACUAUAAAUAUCAUAUAAUAAUAACAAUGUUAUGAAAAUAAAAUAAAACUCUCAAAUAAAUCUGCAGUUUAACAAAUUAAAACUUGAAACUUAAAAACGUUUUUGUUUUCUCUACGCAAUUAGUUGUCUAGAAUUGUUAUCACUUAACUUCAAUUGAUUGGCAUAUUUUGAUAUCAUACCUACAUUGUUUGCAGUGAGUAAUAAUUAUAAUUUGUAUCGGUUCGCCCACUUGCGCCAAAAUGCCCAAACAGAAAACAAUAACCAACGAAUUAUACUCGUUCAAUUAUUGUCGUAUCACCAAGAUGCACGAUAUUAAAUUCACACUUGCUCUUCCUUUAUUAUGUGUUGCAAUUUUGCAUCUGCUACAUGUCUCAGCAACAAACUGCAUAGACGAUGGUAGAUCAUUUGAUAAUGGCACGAUUCUGACAGCAAAAUUAGGAAAAUGUUACGUGGCAACCUGUGCGGAGAACGGAACAGUUGCAAAAAUUGAGUGCUAUGCUGAACCGCCUAGAUAUGGAUGUCAUAAGUCAGGCUAUGAUUUAACCAAAAUUUACCCACUCUGUUGCCCAUUCGAUGUUUGCCCCCAAGAUAUCGAUAUUACUGAGUUAUUAUAAAGUCAACAUUAACAUGAACGACAAUAUAAAAUGACAUCACUUAUAUUGUUAUUGCAUAACUCUCCAAUGGCCGUGUCACCAAUGAUCUUUUUAAAUGUUUUGAUUCUCUAGUUAAUGUGCAAAUGAAAAACCAAGCUGCUUUAAUCUGACAUCGCGCUAAUGAUAAAUGUUAACGAAAACCAGUUUAUCGGCAAAUAAAGAAGCGGGGUAUAUAAACAAUUGACUUGACUAAUUAAAUUUAUCUGUUGUCUGUAUAUAAACCAUUUUACGAUGGACAUACACUUUAGUUUUUCUUGAGUGUUUAAACUUUGCGUUUCGUAAUACAAUGGGCCGAAUAAUUUCGUUGGUUUUUUUCGCAGUUGCCAUCGCAACAGUUUUGUGUGAUGAUUGUACGUACAAAAAUUUAACAAUUAAGGCUGGAGAAGACGGUUAUCCGAAAGGUGAAUGUAUUCGAGUACAUUGCAUCAAAAAUAAUGAAAUAUCUGCUUUGCCAUGCCCCCAAAUUGGCAUCCCACAGGGAUGCAAAGUGACCUACGAAGGCGAGGACCUAUCCAAACCAUAUCCAGAUUGUUGCCCAAAAGCUUAUUGUUAAUAUGAACAAGUAUAUUUUUUGAUAAUAUUUUGCGAUCGUGUCCCAAAAUAAAAUAAAAGUGUCUAAACCUACUCUUAAUGAUAUAUUAAAAGAAAUAAUAAAUUGUUACACAACA
Messenger RNA from Dalotia coriaria, 3354 nucleotides. RefSeq lists its product as uncharacterized. The coding region runs from base 394 to 717 and encodes 107 amino acids. The transcript is spliced from 10 exons. NCBI's taxonomy places the organism in Eukaryota, Metazoa, Arthropoda, Insecta, Coleoptera, Staphylinidae. The record is from RefSeq and is a predicted model, not a curated record.